CGUCUAACUAGCAACACCGGUUUUGACAUAUCACGAAAAUGGCGGGAACUUUACGAUAACGUUCGAGCUUUGGAAGUUACGAGCGUAGAUUUCAAAACUUAAUAUUUUAUUAUAUUAUAUGUUAAGUCGUGUUACUUGUAUGUUAUAUAGAAGAGAAUACCAAUGUUAAAGAGUUGUUAAUAAAAUAUGAAAGAAAAGUAUAAUGAGCCACGAGAGCAUUUUAACAUUAAGUAUUAAUGUUGCAAAGACACAAAAUGAAUGAGGACGAGUAUUUGACGAUAGAAUCAUAAAGGAUUUCAGAUGUCGUGGCCGAGAGACGUUGUUUAGACAAUGCCCGGCCUGGUUGGAGUCGCUACAGCGUCCGCAUUUCUCCAGAUAUUACUAUCAUUUGCUGGUCCAGCUUUCUGGGGUCUCAUCAACCCAGAGUGGUCUCUAUGCAACAAGGGUCGCCGGCAGUCUCCAGUCAACCUCGAACCAGAGAAGUUGCUCUUCGAUCCAAACCUACGGUUUUUGCACAUAGAUAAACAUAGGAUAAAUGGAUUAAUAAGCAACACGGGUCACUCAGUAAUAUUCACCGUGGAAAAUGAGACUCGUCAUCACAUCAAUAUAACGGGCGGACCGCUUUCCUACAAGUAUCAGUUUCACGAGAUCCACAUACAUUAUGGCCUCCACGAUCAAUUUGGCUCAGAACAUGCGAUUAACGGAUAUUCUUUUCCAGCCGAGAUUCAAAUAUUUGGUUUCAAUUCACAGCUGUAUUCAAACUUUUCGGAGGCUUUACAUAAAGCCCAGGGGAUUGUUUCAAUUUCUUUACUAUUACAGCUCGGUGACUUAUCAAAUCCAGAACUAAGAAUUUUAACUGAAGAAUUAGAAAACAUAAAAUAUGGAGGUGCGGAGAUGCCCGUAAACCGUUUGUCUGUACGAGGACUGCUCCCAGACACCGACUACUAUAUGACGUACGACGGCUCCACCACCGCGCCCGCUUGCUACGAGACCGUCACGUGGAUAAUCGUCAAUAAACCUAUUUAUAUCACUAAGCAGCAGUUGCAUGGUCUAAGGCGCCUGAUGCAAGGCGACGCUCGCCACCCCAAGGCCCCGCUGGGGAAUAACUUUAGACCUCCACAACCCUUGCACCACCGCGCUGUGAGGACUAACAUCGACUUUGACUUGAGCAAGUAUCCUGGAAAAACUUGUCCAAGUAUGCAUAGAAAUAUGCAUUAUAAGGCUAAAACGUGGACUCAGUAUUGAAAUGGUACACCCGGUAGGCAUUUGUAUUAAAAAUAAGUAUUUAAAUUUUGUAGAUGAAAUAAUAUUCUGUAAACCUACUAGAAACAUAAGCCUUUGUAUAUACUUCUUGUACAGUCUCACUGAAAAAUUCUGCUUAUGAUAGAAUUGUAUUUAUACUAAAUUGUAUUAUAGACUUAUUAUACUAAAACUUAACAAAAAAGUUAUUUAUAAGAGCGCUGGAAUUCAAUUAUGGUAUAACAUGUAGAUGUAUUAGGAUAUUUAUAUAGAAAAAUUAUAUAAUAAAUAUUCCAUUAGUGUUAUAUAGAAUGAUGUAAUGGCCUCUUAAAAUAGGAUACAUAUUUUCGGAUAGAUUAUUCAGAUUGCGCGUGUUAAGUAAUUCAAUAGUUCAAAUGUACGUAUCUUGCAAUAUAUAAACGGUUUUGUAUCCUUUAUGCCAGUAGGUAAUUUAAAAUAGGUAAUAUUUAACAACCGACUUUGUAUUGAUAAAACCUAUUUAAAAUUUGUAUCAUUUCGCAAACAUCUUGUUAACCUGGUAAUAUGUAAGAAUUUUUAUAGUUUAAUUGUUUUAGAGCGAAUUAAAAUGAAUUUAGAAAAUCAUAUCAUUGUAUGUAAAUUACGAAAAUUGUAUUUCUUUAUAGAGCCAUGCUGUAAGGUAUCUACAGCUUUAAUGAAAUUUUAUUUAUGUCGUUUAUAAAAUAUUGUUAUUAUAUUAAACACUCUGGCUUUUAAAGGUCUGAUAUUGUAAGGGUUUUAUUUGAUUAAAUGAUAACUCCCGACGCCUUUC
Molecule: messenger RNA, 2029 nt
Organism: Zerene cesonia (dogface butterfly)
Lineage: Eukaryota; Metazoa; Arthropoda; Insecta; Lepidoptera; Pieridae
Gene: CARPB
Product: carbonic anhydrase-related protein 10
Exons: 10
Coding region: 331-1245 (304 amino acids)
Molecular function (GO): zinc ion binding; carbonate dehydratase activity
Source: RefSeq, a predicted model, not a curated record